Messenger RNA from Leptopilina heterotoma, 2278 nucleotides. It is a transcript of the gene PSR, whose product is annotated as bifunctional arginine demethylase and lysyl-hydroxylase PSR. Gene Ontology annotation, biological process: phagocytosis. The transcript has 6 exons. NCBI's taxonomy places the organism in Eukaryota, Metazoa, Arthropoda, Insecta, Hymenoptera, Figitidae. The coding region runs from base 316 to 1488 and encodes 390 amino acids. Gene Ontology annotation, molecular function: P-TEFb complex binding; histone H4R3 demethylase activity. The record is from RefSeq and is a predicted model, not a curated record. Gene Ontology annotation, cellular component: nucleus; cytoplasm.
AACCCAAUUUUUGGGAAUUGGUACCGGAACGAAAAAAGGGUAAAAAGGUCAAAUGCGGCUCAAAUUAUAAGGUCGUUGACAGUUUUAGAUAAAAAAAGAGGAAGUUACCAUUGAUAAUUCCAAGAUAAUGUUUUAUACGGAUACAAAUAUAUAUAAUAUUCUGUAUUAGAUGAAAGAAUUUUUAAUUCCCAACUUCAAGGACUUAUUAGAGAAGCUUCGGAAGAGCGAACGUGACUGACGUGUUUUAUAAAAUAAAACUUCCUCAUUGUAAAUACUUUGAAAAUAUUUUAAUAAAUAUUUUUUAUAAACAUAAAAAUGACAGAAGAAGUGAAAUUGGAUCAUAGAGCAAAAAAAAGAAUAAAGGAAGUUAAGAGAAAAGCAAGACCUGAACUUGCUGAUAAAGUUGCAUGGCUUCAACAUGCAUAUCAUAAAAAUUUUGAGAUUUUUUGGAAUUUUAAUGACAAUAUUGAUCGUAUUGAAGAGGGAAAAGUACCAGUUGAAGAAUUUAUAGAAAAAUAUGAGAAACCUUAUAAACCUGUGAUAAUUCGAGGAAUACAAAAAGACUGGAAAGCUCAACACAAAUGGACUAUUGAGCGGUUGGCAAAAAAGUAUCGUAAUCAAAAAUUUAAAUGUGGAGAGGAUAAUGAGGGCUAUAGUGUAAAAAUGAAAAUGAAAUACUAUGUUCGAUAUAUGUCAAAAACGGAGGAUGACUCGCCAUUAUACAUCUUUGACAGUUCCUUUGGUGAACAUCCUCGGAGAAAGAAAUUACUCGAAGAUUAUGAGAUUCCAUAUUAUUUUCGCGAUGAUCUUUUUCAAUAUGCAGGAGAACAUCGUCGUCCGCCUUAUCGAUGGUUCGUUAUGGGUCCUGCAAGAUCUGGAACGGGCAUACAUAUUGAUCCUCUCGGUACGAGCGCAUGGAAUGCUUUAAUUUCUGGACAUAAACGUUGGUGCCUUUUUCCGACACACACUCCAAGGGAAUUAUUAAAAGUCACUGCCGGUGAAGGGGGCAAGCAACGUGACGAGGCAAUUACAUGGUUUUCUGUUAUUUAUCCCCGAACAAAGUUACCAUCCUGGCCUCAAGACUGUUUGCCGGUUGAAAUUCUCCAAAAGCCGGGAGAAACUGUUUUCGUUCCCGGCGGUUGGUGGCACGUUGUUCUUAAUCUUGACGAGACAAUUGCCGUCACACAGAACUUUUGUUCACGCACAAACUUCCCCAUUGUUUGGCACAAAACAGUUCGUGGACGACCAAAGUUAUCUAAAAAAUGGUUAAAGGCGCUUGAAGAAAAAGCUCCAGAGACUGCGGCGCUGGCUGAAAAAAUUGACAUCAAGGAAGAUACGGGCGUUGCAAGUGAUUCAUCGAGCGAAUCGAGUAGUUCGAGUAGUUCCAGUAGUAGCGGUUCUGAAGAAAGUGAAGAUGACAGUGGACAGGAGUCGUUAAUUGGACACAAGAAAAGAAAGAGAAGAAAACUGGACAACAAUCAACCCUGACAAUGUCGUGUUCUCGGGACCUACAGAGACCUCAGACUGUACAGUAUUAAUCAACUGUUAUUGUUUGUACUAAGAAUAAAUAUUGUAAUUAGUUUAUGUAUAUUUUUUAACACCAAAUUUGUGAAAAAUCAACGAUUCUACUUGAAAUGUGAAGCGAAAAUCUCUCAACAAACAUAAAUUACUUAUAGUAUUGGAAAAAGUUCUUUUUUUUCACAGAUUUGGUGUCAUUAGUUUUUACAUUAGGCGAAAAUGAUUGCUAGUAAAUUUUCAAAUUCAGAUGUUAAAUAACACUUUUUUUUUUAAAAUGACACAUCAGCACAAGUAGAUCGCAAUCAAGGGGAUAAUUUUUAUCUAUAAGUACUGCCAAAAAUAAUACAAUUUUUAUACAAAUAUUUUUCGUAUAAUUUACAAAAUAUGAAAUUUUUUGAAAACUUUUCCCAGAUGAAAAAUUGUAAUUCCAUUCAGAAUAAAUGAUAAUGCAAUUUUUAAAAGACAGAGAGAAAAAAAUGUAAAAACUAAUGACAUUAGGUCUAGUGAAAUUUUUUUUCAAUCAAGUAUAUAAAGUUCUUUUUAAUUAAUAGUUUUUUACAGAUUUGAUGUGUAAAAAUUAUGACUUAAACAUAGUUUUUGUCGCGGUUCCACUUGUGCCGAUAUGUCGUCGUAAUUAUUAUCAUUAUUUGUAAAUGAUGACACAAAACAGUCAUUUAUCAUCAUCAAAAAAAAAAAUUUUGUAAUUAGCAACAUUAUAUUAUAUGUUCAUAAUAAAAUAAAUGCUACAUAUACUGAUAAA